AUGGAUCCAAACAUAGUCAAUCUGAUGUUGGACAAAAUGGAGGAGUCGAAUACUGCUUUAGAGGAGUCGUCAUCAUGGGUCAGGAGAUUUGAUGCUCAAAACCAGCAAUUGGAGGAUCAACUGGUGAAUCAAACUAAAGCUGCAAUUCAACUCAAAGAGUUGAAUGCCCAGUUAGAACACUCCAAUGAGAAACUUGAAGGUGAAAAUCAGCAACUGAAGGAUCGAUUGGAGACAAAAGUUAAUGAGAAAGAUGUUCACAUAACAAAUUACGAAGUUAAAAUUCAAGAAUUGGAAGAUAAAUUGAAAGCGAACUACGAAGCAGUUCAAAAACUCAAAGAGCUGAAUGCUCUGUUAGAACACUCCAAUGAGAAACUUGAAGGUGAAAAUCAGCAACUGAAGGAUCGAUUGGAGACAAAAGUUAAUGAGAAAGAUGUUUACAUAACAAAUUACGAAGUUAAAAUUCAGGAAUUGGAAGAUAAAUUGAAAGCGAACUACGAAGCAGUUCAAAAACUCAAAGAGCUGAAUGCUCUGUUAGAACACUCCAAUGAGAAACUUGAAGGUGAAAAUCAGCAACUGAAGGUUCGAUUGGAGACAAAAGUUAAUGAGAAAGAUGUUUACAUAACAAAUUACGAAGUAAAAAUUAAGGAAUUGGAAGAUAAAUUAAAAGCGAACUACAAAGCAGUUCAAAAACUCAAAGAGCUGAAUGCUCUGUUAGAACACUCCAAUGAGAAACUUGAAGGUGAAAAUCAGCAACUGAAGGAUCGAUUGGAGACAAAAAACUAA
This is a messenger RNA of Drosophila willistoni, 783 nucleotides long. Its product is annotated as putative leucine-rich repeat-containing protein DDB_G0290503. The transcript is spliced from 3 exons. Bases 1 to 783 code for a protein of 260 amino acids. NCBI's taxonomy places the organism in Eukaryota, Metazoa, Arthropoda, Insecta, Diptera, Drosophilidae. The record is from RefSeq and is a predicted model, not a curated record.